AUGGACCCCAAUCACGCCGAUUCAUGUGAGUCCAUUGUCAAAUGCAAGUUUACCAGGCCGACGCUGUACAAAUAUGGCUUCGUAAAUGAAGACGCAUUGAUGCUUGCCGAUAAGCCAACCAAACGCACGUGCAAAGAUUUCUGCAAGGCCCUAAAAACUGUUCUCAGUGAUAAAGUAGAUGACGACGCGGCACUUGCAAAGUUGGUAUAUGUAACGAUUCCAGAAUUCCUAUACCAGAUCCGUUUCCCCUUCAUGACCUUAACCCUUUCCCUCUGGCUCCUCUCUCUGUUGUACCUCAUCCACAUCAUGGUCAUCCGCCUCGACCUGCUCCACAUCAAAUCGCAUCUACAUAGUCCCUCGAGUCAUCGCAUCGCCGCUCAAUCGCUACUUGCCGCCGCGCGUGUUAACAAGCUUAACAGGGUGCUUUACCUGCAACCGUAA
Messenger RNA from Babesia bigemina, 441 nucleotides. RefSeq lists its product as hypothetical. Lineage: Eukaryota; Apicomplexa; Aconoidasida; Piroplasmida; Babesiidae. The coding region runs from base 1 to 441 and encodes 146 amino acids. The transcript has a single exon. The record is from RefSeq and is a predicted model, not a curated record.